UCCAAAUACAUUUCACAGGCUUUUGCAGGAUGUUUCUAGUAUAAAAUUAGUCUACAUGAGACGCUCAUUUGUCACAACUAAAAUGGAGUUUUGAUAUUUAUAAAGUUGUGGUCGAGCUUUUCUUUAUCUGAACGUUGUGACAAAGAAAGUAACGGUAGCGUACACAUUUAGCGUGGUUUAUUUAUUUUUAUUUUUUUAAAGAUUACAGUAACGUCAGCUUCCACGAUGGAUCGGGACAGAGCUAGUCCCUCCACCAUGCCGGGGUCCCCUGGUCACAACUCUCCCGGUAGCGCCUUACUGCUGGGUCUGAAGAGGGAGUCUGUGCGGCUGGUCGACUGCAGGAAAACACCAGGGCAGAGUGGAACUGUGAGAGAAGGACACGAGGAGGGAGAUGGAGAUUUGAUUUCAUCAAGGGACACACACCGUUGUUCUCUCAGUGGGAGGGGCUUAUCAUCUGGUGAGCCUCAACAACAUCCUGUUGCUGACGAGACAGAGAAGAGUCUCUCCAGAUCAGAACAUCUCAAGAAACACCAGCAGGGACGUACAGGGAAGAAACCUCACCACUGCUGCUCUGACUGUGGGAAGAGUUUCACAAGCCAGAGUGGCUUCAUUAUUCACUGUGAUCAGUGUGGGAAGAGUUUUGCUGCAUCUAACACCUUCAAAUCUAAUGUAAGAAUUCAUACAGGGGAGAAGCCUUACCUCUGUCUUGAUUGUGGGAAAAUCUUUGUUAGUGCAAGAGCCUUAACCGUACACCAGCGUGUACACACUGGAGAGAAGCCUUAUAGCUGUGAUCAGUGUGGAAAGAGCUUCAAUCAGUCAUGCCACCUGACUACACACCAGCGUGUACACACAGGAGAGAAGCCUUAUAGCUGUGAUCAGUGUGGAAAGAGCUUCAAUCAGUCAUGCCACCUGACUACACACCAGCGUGUACACACAGGAGAGAAGCCUUAUAGUUGUGAUCAGUGUGGGAAGAGCUUUGCUGUAUCAGUAAACCUUACUAGACACCAGCGAAUACACAUAGGAGAGAAACCUUAUAGCUGUGGUCAGUGUGGAAAGAGCUUUGCUCUAGCUUCCACCCUGACUACACACCAGCGAACACACACUGGAGAGAAACCUUAUAGUUGUGGUCAGUGUGGAAAGAGCUUUGCUGCAGGUUCCACCCUGACUACACACCAGCGAACACACACUAGAGAGAAGCCUUAUAUCUGUGUUCAGUGUGGGAAGAGCUUUAAUCAGUCAGGGACCCUGAAAUCACACAAGCUAACACACGCUGGUGAGAAAGAAGCCUUAUUCCUGUGAUCAGUGUGGGAAUUGUUUCAGUCAGUUAUGGACCCUUUAUUCACACCAGUGAACACACACUGGAGAAGGAACCUUAUGUCUGUCUAUGUGGGAAGAGCUUUGUUAAUUUAGGGCCAAUGAGAAAACACCAGAAACACAAACUUGCUGUAUUUCAUCUCCCUCCCUUCUGGAACCGGUUCCAGAUCCCUAAAUAAAGGAUCAGUAGAAAACAUCCAGUGAACAGUCAUAUCCAUCUCCCAUUCUUAAACAGUUGCCUCAGUCUGAUCACCAUGGUAACCUCUGGAGCAUAAUAUGCAGCUCUGAUCUGGGAUCAGGUCUCCCCUGUGUCUAUGUAUUAUCACACAUUGAUCUAAAUGGAUAAAUGUUAUCAUAAAAUGUUAUAGGGAACCUGUGUGUUUGUGUGUGGGAGGGAUGUUGAUAAUUGUAUCUUCUUUCAUAUACUCAUGAUACUAUUAUUAUUAAAUGUCAUGAGGAAUAAUGUUUCAACAAUAGGUGUAUAUUAAUGUAUUCAAUUGAUCAAUACAUUCAAUCCAUUAUCUUCUAAACAAGAAGUUAUCACUUAAAUUGUGUAUUUUAUAUAUCUGUAUUGAUUAAAAUGAUCCUAAAUCUAAAUCUAAUUAUUUCCAUGAGUUCAAGGCAAGAACUAUGCAUACUGUGUCUUGUAACAACGGUUAAUGUAAUAACUUUUAGAUUUAUAAUGUAAUAAAACCGGUAAAUGUAAUAUUUUGUUGGUUUAUAUGAUAAAAUGUUGAAUUGUUGUCGUAAUAACCUUUUCCACUUAAUGUAAUAAGUUAUUGGUAUCAGGUAACAACAGUAGUGCAGAAGGUGUUGUAUGCUGAGGCAGUGAAGAGAGUAGUAGAGGAAGAUUGGUCCAGGGUGAGGGAUCCUGAGAGGAUCCCUGUGAUUAGGCCGAGGUCACUAAAGAGUGACAGGAAAUGCUUCAGUAAGAUAAAAUUUUUGGGCGUUCAUGGCCAUGGUUGUCAA
This is a messenger RNA of Salvelinus namaycush (lake trout), 2283 nucleotides long. RefSeq names its product zinc finger protein 239-like. Gene Ontology annotation, biological process: regulation of transcription by RNA polymerase II. Bases 226 to 1299 code for a protein of 357 amino acids. The transcript is spliced from 3 exons. NCBI's taxonomy places the organism in Eukaryota, Metazoa, Chordata, Actinopteri, Salmoniformes, Salmonidae. Gene Ontology annotation, molecular function: RNA polymerase II cis-regulatory region sequence-specific DNA binding; DNA-binding transcription factor activity. The record is from RefSeq and is a predicted model, not a curated record.